GCGAAGGGUACGCUAAGCAGAGGCCAAACCAUCACAUGACUAAUGGUAUACGCACUCCCACAUGAGUAGCAUAAUUCAGCUCUUCUUGGAGAAUACCUCAGUCGGGAACCACCGCCUCGCACCUCACUCUCUUCUACUAUGGAUGGCUUUGUUUCGCUCCCGCAUAUUGCCGCCGGACAUGAGGGACCAUUGACCACAGAAGACGGUGUAUUCUUUGCCAAGCUCACCAACCAGCGAGAAAUCGACUUCUACCAAGAAAGCUUCCGUGAAACAGUGAACGAGCUACACGUGGAGCAUUACCCAGGAAACAAGUUGCGGGAUUGGAUGCCUAAAUUCUGGGGAACUUUGACCCCUGGAGUAUCUCUGCAGGCCCAUAACCUCGACUCGGUUCUGGCUGCUGAUUUGGCUGCUGCUGCACCGCUCUCGGACAAACAAUACAUUGUUCUCCAAAGUGUGUUGCACGGGUUCCGGAAGCCCUCAAUCAUGGACAUCAAACUUGGCUCUGUUCUUUACGACGACUCCUCCAGUGCCGAGAAGCGCACGCGAAUGGUUAACGUGAGCGAGCUGACGACCUCGGGGUCCCUCCACUUCCGUGUCUGCGGGAUGAAAUGCUACACUGACACGACAGCCCCCUUAGCCGAUAUUCCUGGUGUCAGUAACGAUUGUUGUAAGUUUUCUGAAGACGCCCUGGGGAGAUAUGUCUCAUUUGACAAGACAUAUGGCCGCCUGUUGACCGAUGAGACAGCGGAGCUUGGAAUUGCCCAGUUUUUCAACCUCAACCCCGAGCUUUGCCGGUCAGAAAACACCCCUAUUAGGCACAAGAUCGUGGAGAGCUUCUUUCACCGGCUACAGUUACUCUAUAACUGUUUGUUAGAUGAGGAGGUGCGCAUUGUUGGGGGCAGUUUGCUCUUUGUAUUUGAAAAUGAUGUGGCGAGAUGGCACGAGAUGGAGUGUGAGGAUCCCUUAGUGCAUGAACAGUUGAUCAACGAGGAUGAGGACGAUGAUGAAGAGGAUGCCCCUUUGAGUACGCUAAAGUUUAUCGAUUUUGCCCAUUCAAAGCGCGUUCUGGGUGAGGGCUGCGAUGAGGAGAUUGUGGAGGGAGUGGAGAAUUUAAUUGGCAUUUUCCAAAACUUAUCAGAGUAUGAAAAGUGAAGCUUGGGGUAAUCACUGAUAAUAGGCCAGAUACUAGGUACUUCUCGCACGCAAUACUUUUACACGCGACUUCAUUGUUCAAGCAUAAAGGGCGUAGAUGCUAUCUACACGUAUAUCAAUACCGUACACAUGUUUACACGUAUCUUCAUUAGUAUAUCGAUCAGAAUAUAAAUGAUAUCUGCU
Molecule: messenger RNA, 1335 nt
Organism: Babjeviella inositovora NRRL Y-12698
Lineage: Eukaryota; Fungi; Ascomycota; Pichiomycetes; Serinales
Gene: IPK2
Product: inositol polyphosphate multikinase
Exons: 1
Coding region: 139-1152 (337 amino acids)
Biological process (GO): inositol phosphate biosynthetic process; phosphatidylinositol phosphate biosynthetic process
Cellular component (GO): nucleus; cytoplasm
Molecular function (GO): inositol hexakisphosphate kinase activity; inositol-1,4,5,6-tetrakisphosphate 3-kinase activity
Source: RefSeq, a predicted model, not a curated record